AUGCCGGAACCUCCGUAUCCCCUCCACGAAUCUAUCCGUGACCUGGUUCACCCCGAGUACGCGGCAUUUUACAAUGAGCAUAUCAUCAAUAAACAACAGGUUCACUACCAGCCCCUUGCAGCGUCCCGCACCUCCGGGAUCUUGAUUCCUGGCGCUGGUCCAAUGAUCCCUGUUGGGAAAACGCAAGACUUCUCGAUCAAGCGGCAGGAAUCAGAAGGUCCAGACGUGAAAGUACGGUGCUUUACUCCUGCCGCGGAGAAGGAGCCUGCGGGAGGAUGGCCUGUCCUGCUGUAUUACCACGGUGGGGGGUGGGUAUUGGGAAACAUCGACACGGAGAAUGUCGUGUGCUCAAAUAUAUGUGCAAGGGCGAAUUGCGUUGUGGUUACCACAGAUUAUAGUGUCGCACGAAGUUUUCCACCCCUCAGAAUCCAACUUCUCCAUGUCCCGGUUAUGGAUAAUACCGCAAAUGUGUCCAACAACCGCUCGUACAGAGACUAUGAGCACACUCCUGCCCUUCCUGCAGCUAAGAUGCUCUGGUUUCGACACCAUUACCUUCCAAAUGAAUCGGACAGAUCCAAUCCCGAGGCUAGUCCGCUCUUUUAUCCGGACAGUGCUGCCACCUGGAACGGAUUGCCACACGCGAUUGUGGUUGUGGGUGAGUUGGACGUGUUGCGGGAAGAGGGAGAGCAAUAUGCUGCAAAGUUGAAGAAGAACGGUGUGAGUACGGACCUGCAUGUGAUGCAAGGUCAGCCACACCCUUUCCUUGCGAUGGAUGGAGUCCUAGAGGCAGGAAGGCAAGCCAUAACAUAUAUGGUGGAGGGCUGCAAAACACGGUUCUAUUAA
Molecule: messenger RNA, 843 nt
Organism: Uncinocarpus reesii 1704
Lineage: Eukaryota; Fungi; Ascomycota; Eurotiomycetes; Onygenales; Onygenaceae
Exons: 2
Coding region: 1-843 (280 amino acids)
Molecular function (GO): hydrolase activity
Source: RefSeq, a predicted model, not a curated record